Messenger RNA from Cooperia oncophora, 891 nucleotides. NCBI's taxonomy places the organism in Eukaryota, Metazoa, Nematoda, Chromadorea, Rhabditida, Trichostrongylidae. The record is from the annotation of a GenBank genome assembly.
AUGAUGGAAGAGCGCUCCCGAAAAUGCUUCUCUUGUAGCGAAGAGGGUCACAGAGCCAGGAAAUGUCCCAAACCAAGAACAACGGCAGCACCAGGCAAGACGGUGGAUCCAACGCAGAAGUUGAAUCGACACGACCGUCCACAACAACAGAAUCCUCAGUCUACAAACAAGGCCUCAAUAACCACCCGCCUACAGGAAUGGUGCGGCACUGUGUCAGUGCCCAGAAAAGGUUCCUCCUCCAAAUCACAGGCGUAUGGAAAGCCAUCAUUGUGCGAGGUGAUCUCAUUAGGUAUUCGAGCCAAAGCUCUCAUAGAUACCGGGAGCGUCAUCUCAAUAAUCUCGCUAGGGACACUAAGGCGAGCACAGAAGGAAGGCGCAGACCUAGACAGCAUGGUGACCAUGCUUGGAGAAGUAAACGUACAGGACAUCAAGGAUGCCUCGGGCAACCCCAUGAAGUUCUUACAGCUGAUCUCCACUAACCUUGAGGUACAAGGUGCGGGGAAGGCACGAGUACUCAUGCAUGUGCAGGACAGCAUGAAUGAGACAAUACUACUGGGCACAAAUGCCCUAGAAAGCCUUGGCAUAUACAUCACCUUCAAGAAACCAGACACCCACCUAAGUGUGAAGAGCUGGAGACAUAGCACUACAGAGGAAGCCAGGGUAGUCGCAAGAGUGCUCGUACCACCAGGUGGUACUUCCAACGUUAACAUAACAGGUCCAAUCUUACACGGCGAAAGGGUACUGAGCUCCAGUACCGAGAGGAUAGGCUCUGGAGUCUGCCACAUAGAAAAUGGUACCACCGUCGUUCCAGUAACCAAUCAGAGCAAGCAACCUUGGACUCUUAGAAAAGGUGACCGCGUAGGAUGUUGGACAAAUGUAAACAUGGUUUAA